GUGAUAUAAGUCGUUGGACUGCAGUGAAAAUCACCCCCCACGAAAGAAGAGUCUUAAAUGAAUGGAAGAGUCCCACUCCCCAAGAUCCAUCGAGAAAGCCUCAAGCACGUGCUCAUAGAUGAAUGAAAGUUUACUCAUAUAGUAAGAACGGGUCAAUCUGCCAAUUGACCAAUCCAUGAAGUGUAUGAACGAGUUGUCAUGGUCGGUACACAAUGCGCCGGAGUCGCUUGGUCGCUUCACCAUCAACUGGUCGACGGAGUGGUGCCGAAAAGGGCUACUGUUGGAUUUUUACAACAGUCCAGAAAGUGAAAGAGAUAAGGGCACUAUAGCCACUAUAACAUUGGACAAUGCCGGUGGUGGGAGUGAGUCGAGUGGCUUGCGGCCACUCGGAGUCAGUUGCUCUUAUGCUCGCCAACGACCAACAACUCACCGGGCUGACGCGCGCUGUGUUAUACCACUCCAGGAGUUGUUUAUUUUAAACCCCCGAUGGUAACACCACCCUUCGCCCCCGACAGUGUCUAUUUUCCUUGAGUUAAGUAAUAUUCAAUUAUUGAUGGACGAUGUGCGGGUCCAUUGCAGAAGUAUUUCGUAAAAGACCUGUGAAGUGAGUUCAUGAAUUUUGCAAGGUGAGGUGCAUUUAACGUGUGCCAGGAGAGGGAGAAAAAUGACAAUGAGAAGUUGAGGAUUUGUUAAGACUGCUUGACGGUUCUAGUGCGGCGUAAGAAAGGGGAGGAACGGGAAAAUUGUAUUAUGUUAGGAAAAGGAUUAUGUGUGAUAUUGAAGGUGCUGUUUUUGGCGCGAAGCGUGUUCGCGCUUCUGCCGGAGGGGCCCGAGGAUCAAUCGAUGAUUAUCAGAAAUUUGGAGGAAGAUUGCGCCGCUCGCUGUCCCGAUCUCGACCUCACUCAGAAUCGUACAGAUGACGUCAGUACCGAAGUGGGCUGUGGAGUUCGUUGUAAGAUAGACCAGUGUACGAAAGGUUGUGCAGCAUGGGAGCAGGCACUCGAGACGAGUUGUCAGUCAAUUUGCAAUGGCACACAAGAACUCCUGCCGCCGAAGGAGCUCUACUGCGUCCUGGGAUGCCACGACGCACUGAAUCGUUACUUUCAGCAGCUCAAAGCGGAAAUUGGCGUGCCACCGGCCCCGGCCCUCGUUGCAGACUCAUUGACAGCAACAUCUCUGAGACUAGAGUGGAAAGGUGUUGAUAUCAGAAGACGAGCAAUUGGUAUCUCGUACUUGGUCCAAUGGAGGUACGAGGAGCUGGCUGAGACGUGGCAGUACUGCAGAAACCAAUCGUGGGGGGAGGAUGAUCAGAUCUUAGUUGAGAAUCUUCAACCCUAUACCAAAUACAGAUUUCGCGUAGCAUUGCUAUUAAAAUCCUCCCAGCAUAAUCCUGAGCCGAUAGUAUCAGCUCCAAGUGUUGUCAUAUUGACAUUGGCAGCUGGUAGGCCGACCUCAGCACCGGUAAUUGUAAGAGCAGCAGCAGUAGACAGUUACCGUGUCUCUGUAUCAUGGGAACCUGGCCCAUUUCCCAAUGGUCCACUACUAUCCUAUGUAUUGCAAUUACAAGGGGCUAACAACGACUCCCUUAACAAGGAUAUUCCGGCACCUGACAAUACCGAUCACUACAUGUUUCAAAAUUUGAAACCAAAUCAAAAUUACUCGGUCAGUGUAUCCAUGAGGAAUGCUAUUGGCGAUGGACCACCAGCAGUUAUUUACAUCACCACACCAUCGGAACCAGCUGUGAAAGACACUCAACAGCCGAUUUUGAUCCUCGGCGGUGAGCACGUAGUUCUAAAACAAGGUGCUGACAUGUUAGACGAACCGAGUGUGAUAUACCGAGCAACAAGUAAAAUUCGAGGCGUUGCUAUUCACGUGGCCUCAGCCCAAUUAUUCUUAUCGGACUCAAUGGGCUACGUAUACCGAACCUCGAUAUUCGAAACGACCGAGCCACAAGUGAUCCUCCGUCCAGACCAAUCGAAUUUCAAGCCCCUUAGUCUCUCAGUGGAUUGGCUAAAUUCUCAUUUAUACAUUGUAGGUGAAGUUAAUCACGCAACAACAGUCUGGCAAAUUGCGAGAUGUACGCUUGAUGGUAGAGGUUUGACAGUGGCGAAGGCUGGAUUUAUGACACAGCCGUCCCACAUCGAGGUUGACCCGUACAAUGGCUAUCUUUUUUGGGUCACAAGGGGGGGACUAUUCCGAUUAGAUCUAGCGGACAUUAGCAAUGGAAUUAAGCACGAGGUUCAGCCUUAUUUAAUGCUGGAGGACAGGCAUCUUGGAGCCUUUACAGUGGACCACAGGAAUUUUCAACUUCUAGUUCCAGAUCAUACGAAGAACACCGUUAUUUCGGUGUCCUUGGACGGAAAGGAGAUCUUGAACCUUCGAUCGAACACUCAACAGCCGAAAUUCAAGAAUGUUCUGUCCCUGGCAAUGGCAAACGGCCUCUUCUACUGGACGAAUGGAGAGGAGGUGCUCACCGAGGGUUACCACGCGGGACAGAAGUUGUAUUUCCACAACGCCUACCCGGACAGAUCGGACGGCUCCUUUGUCAGUGUGAAUGUCCUUAUGGACGCCAGCCAGCCAGUUCCGGUUCCCGUGAAUCCUCCGACGGGAGUUCAGGCUGUACUGGGGGCUGAACGGGCCAAAGUCUCGUGGCAGGCACCCCACCUACUGGGUGGACAGGGCAAGGGCGCCUGGCAAAACUGGUCGUACGAGCUCGAGAUCAAGGACGAGAGCACUGGUCAUACUAUCAGACAACGGGAUAUCGCUGGCUCCUCUCACACGGUCAAGAACCUUCGGGAGAAGUCCGAAUACACGAUAAAAGCUGCUGCUUACACAAAGGCAGGCAGGGGUCCCUGGUCUUCGGAGUUUCGAGGGAAAACCCUCAGGGAGAACUCGUACGCCUCAAUUCUCUGGUCCGCUGAUGAGGGACUACUGAAGAGUGAUGUCACUGGGGAGAAUGUCCAGACGUUGAUUCACAGAGAGAGCCUCAGUGAUUUCGAUAGCGAGUAUCAUAUUGUCGACGUUAGUUGGUACAAAGAUAUUCUGUACAUUGUUGGGAACAAUUCGGCUUUGUAUAAAUACAAUAUAACGAGCCACCAGAAAACCAAGUUUAACAUAAACUCGGUUGGAAGUGUGGCUGUUGAUUGGAUAGCGAAGAAGCUCUAUUGGGCGAAUCCAAAGCAGCAGAUCAUAACAAGGGCUAAUCUUAAUGGAACGCACCAGGAGCCCAUGUCGAUCUUGGCAAUAGUUAAGGAGCUUAUAAUCGAUUCUCAAGAGGCUUACCUUUAUUGGUCGACCGGGCACGCAGUGGAGGUCGCCAGACUGAACGGCUUGGACAGGAGGUACUACCACUCUGACGAAAUAUUUAAUGGCAAACAAGUUAUGGGACUGACACUGGACACUGAGAAUCGUUACGUGUACUGGAUUGUCCGGAGUUAUGAGAGUGGCUCGAUAGUUUAUCGAGCCCCUACUUCGGAGAGGGUCCCAAUGAGCCAGAAGAUCACGCCCGAGAAGGUUUCCACCCUCCAGCACCCCAACAUGCAGGGCCCUUUGUGUUAUUUUUCGGAACACCUUCUCUGGCUGCAAGAUGACCGAAACGCAGUGAUCGGGGACUUGACUGGGCAGAAUACAGCUGUUAUCAAUGGCAUCAGCUUGAUAGGGAUCCACAUGGUCGCUGUGAUGGAUCCAGCACUUCAUCAGUACCCGGAGAACCUCACGCUGGAGACCAUCUCAGUCGUGCCAAAUGCAGUUGGACUGGACAGUAUCAGGGUGGAGGGCUCCUGGAGGAACUUCAGUGUCUCUUGGGCGCCCGUCACUAAUAUCAACUAUGGUACUGUCUUCUAUGAAGUCAAAUUCGCAGAUUAUAUCAACACAAAUUCUAACGCCGAAAUCACAACGGAGACUAGCUUGCCUUACAACAAUUCAGAUCAGAUCCUGCCUUAUUCUAUCCUAGAAGUCACUGUGAAGGCUUUUACUUAUUGGGGAACUGCCCCGCACUCCAGAAAAAUACUGAGGUCCCCUCAGAGCGUUCCGAGCCAGCCUACUAAUGUCAGGGCUUUUGUCGAACACUACAAAGCACCGACCAUUGAAGAUAUCGAUAUCUUCAUGACCUUCAGGUGGAAUCCCCCGGAAUUCCAGAAUGGCUUGAUCCAGGGGUACUCUCUCAAGUGCUGGUACAUGAAUAAUGGCGCCGAAAUUCACAUCUGUCAGGGCGUUCAAGUAGGGCAUAACACGAGGGAGUACAUCUCGCGCAAUUUGAAGCCAAACACGACGUACCGUUUUGAAGUUCAGGCGUUCACUGACAUUGGACCAGGUCCCUUCUCAGACUUAAUCGAAAUUUCUACUGAACUCGAGAUUCCAGUGCCUCAGCUUCUCAUUGCCACGACAGACUCUGUUAAAUUAGCUGAUUUGGAUCUGGGGAUUAACGAGACACUGACGAGACACAUUGCAGUCGAAGUGAGAUAUAUAACAGCUGAGAAUAAACUUUACUGGAUAAACGAGAUGCAGGAGAUUGUCACAGCAGACCUCAAGGGGAGAAACGCAACGAAAAUUCUGUCACUGAAUGGGACUGCGUCUAGUCUAGCUGUUGAUUGGGUGGCGAGGAACCUGUACUGGGCGGAAUCAUGUCGAAAAAUCGGAGGAAGUCAAAUAAUAAAGUUAGAUUUAAAUGCCUGGGAGGGUGGGAGCCUCGUCUUCGAGAGAAUAAUCACGAGUGAAAGAAGGAUAAUAAAUUUGGAGUUGUCUCCUUUGACCGGGGAUCUUUUCUGGAUCACGGUGACGGAGGGUAAUCAUGGGAUAAUUAUGCAGUCGGAUUUAUCGGGUGAUGACAUAAGACCUUUCUUCAAUCACAGAGAGGACUGCGGGUGUCCGGACCGACCUCCUGUGAAGGAUGUGAUGACAGUGGACAGUACAGAUCCCCAAAGCCCAGUGAUGUACUGGGUUUCAUUGGACGGGGGCUUAAACAUCGCUGACAUCGACGGCUGCAUCUGUGACUCUGUGGCAAAGCCUGGAUUUAACAGGGGACUUCCUCCUUCCUCGCUGUCCGCUGAUAAAUUUAAUAUUUACUGGUACAAUUGGGCUGAUGAUGAGAUUCAUUAUGUGAAGAAAAAUAAUCCUUAUCAGGAAGACGAGGACCAGAGGUACGAGCGAGUAUAUCUGGCAAAUAUCAAAGGACUGAAGGCCAUUGGCCAAUCCCUCCAACCGUACCCCGAGUUGGAUUGCUUGACUCCCUACCCAAUGCCCUACACUGUCUCAGAGGUGUCCAAGAAAGCUAAUAGCAUCACUAUCCGAUUACCCAGACCAGAAUCAGACCUGCAGUGCAAGAAGUACAAUCUACCAGGAGUUCAGUAUACAAUUUAUGUGUCUCUGUGCACAGAAGACACUGUCAACAACCAGAUGAUCUGCGAUAAUGAACGAAUGAAGAUUCAGACGUAUCAGAGGAAAGUAGAAGUGACGAAUCUCAAGCCAUUUACUUUCUAUAAAUUCACCCUGGGGUUGAGUAAUUAUUACACAGACCUGGAGGCUUCCAGUCUCCAACACGGCUCACCAGUGAUGCUGAGGACAGCACCUGGAGCCCCAUCGGCUCCGGAGAAUGUCACAGUAGAGGCAUUAACUCCAACUCUCGCUGCAGUUUACUGGUUACCUCCAAAGAUUCUAAAUGCUGCUGCUGUGCGUUAUGAAAUCCACUGGAGGUCUCAGAAGCUAGUGAACGGGGUUCGUCAGAAAGGAGAGCAGUUAAUCAAGAAUGCUGGAUUUUCGUCUGGAAAGUACUCAAUGACUCUCCAGCCUCUCAUACCAGGACAGGAUUAUGUCGUGAUCGUCAGGGCGUACCCAGCAGACUCAUCCGAUGUCUGGAGUGAGAGUGCAAGUCAGGUUGUCAGCAUGUACCCAGAGCCGAACAAUCUAACGCUGAUGGGAGCCAGUAUCAAUUCUCUGAACCUCUCCUGGACUCCAACUGCUCACCUAACAACCAGUUACGUCCUGCAGUUCACAACUGUCGGCCUAGAGAAAUGGCAGAUCGCGAGUGAUGUGGAAAUCCAAGGAAACAGAACAGUGUAUCACAUAAAGGGGCUUCUAUCGAAGACUUUCUAUAAAUUCAGACUGAUCCUGAGGUACCCGAAAUAUAAUCAGGAUUUUAUCUGGCCAACAGACGCCAGAUUCACCUUUCAAACUCUCGGAGAUGUUCCCAGCUCACCUGGAAUCCCCUCUGUCACGAAACUUCGAAAUUCAGUGUAUCAAAUCAACUGGGAACCUGCGCAAGCUCACGGCUCCCAGGUGAAGAUGUAUAGACUCCAAGGAAAGAUUGUUGGAGAGCCUGAUGAUCAUGAUAAGCAUGAGCAGUGGAUUAGUUACUACAAUGGCACGGAUAACUACUGGAUAAUUGCGGGGGAGAUGAAUCACAAGUACAGAUUCAAGGUCCAGGCGGAGAAUGCUUAUGGAUUUGGAGGAUGGACCCAGCCCAGUGCCAUAAUUGACCUGACUGAUACUAUUGGCACGACAGUGGCAGGUCAGCAACAUCUGGGGUUAGUUCUGGGCCUGAGUGUUCCAGUCGUGACAAUUGUCCUUCUUUGCUUCUGCUAUUUCCUCUGCUUGUACAACAAGCAGAGAAAGGAAGUAAAGAAAGCUAUUCUUCCACCAAUCGUUUCUGAUGUGGAGCUGGCCACUCUCAGAGAAAUUCCUCGAGGCAAUUUUGUACAGUCGAAUGCUCUUUAUGCCUCCUCAAUGCAACAUGAUCACGAUGACCUGUCCCUUCCAAAAAUUCGGAGGGAUCAAAUAGUGAGGAUAGCUUUCUUGGGUAGUGGAGCCUUUGGGGAAGUGCACAAGGGUGAGGCGAAAGGUCUUGAUGGCCCAGGCACUACCCCUGUAGCCAUAAAAACCUUGAGAAAAGGGGCCUCCGCUCAGGAGAAAACAGAGUUCAUUCAGGAGGCCAGACUCAUGAGCCACUUCAAGCACAAACAUGUGCUGAGAUUGCUUGGGGUCUGCCAGGAUAUUGACGGUCCCCAACUUGUGCUGGAGCUCAUGGAGGCUGGAGACUUGUUGACAUAUCUCAGGAAUAGUAGGAACUACGCCCCCACUGAUCCUCAAGCCCUGAGACUCCAGGAUCUACUCGCAAUGUGCGAGGAUGUUGCCAGAGGCUGUAGAUAUCUAGAAGAACUUCACUUUGUUCAUCGUGAUUUGGCAUGUAGAAAUUGUUUGGUCUCUGCCAAAGAUCGUGAGAACCGAGUCGUAAAGAUUGGAGACUUUGGUCUUGCUAGGGAUAUCUAUAAGAACGAUUACUAUAGGAAGGAGGGGGAGGGGCUGCUUCCAGUCCGUUGGAUGGCUCCAGAGUCCCUGAUGGACGGGGUCUUUACGACCCAGAGUGACGUCUGGGCCUUUGGAAUACUCAUGUGGGAAAUUACGUCGCUCAGUCAACAGCCCUAUGCUGCUAGGAAUAAUCUGGAGGUGCUGCAGUAUGUGAGGAAUGGAGGAAGACUGACCCAGCCUGAUAAUUGUCCCGAUCCACUCUAUGACCUCAUGCAGCGGUGCUGGAGCGAGGCUGAAGCCAGACCCAGUUUCAAGACUUGUUUGGAAAGAAUUAUAAUGCUCAAGAAAAAUACUCCGGAUGCCAUUUUAACUCCUGUCCAGGCGGGACAAUAUCCCAAUAGACGAGGCGUGUCUAACAUGGCUUACUUUGCUGACGAGAAUCAAAAUCAUAACAAUUCAGGGAAUUCAUGGAAGUCCAGUAGCUCCGAGGGCAGUCGCGACAUGAAACCCUUUCUCCAGGACUCAACAACAACGACUGCUACUCAAUUGUCCACAGAGGUGGACGUACCCAAGUACCUUGAGAUAAUCGCAGAUGCUCCUGGCACUAUUAGAGAGACUACAAUUGAUGAGUACGAGGUGCCAAGGUCGAUACCAAUAGGCAAUCUAGCCGGAAUAUCUUCCGAUGAUCGAAAACAUUUGGACAGCAUAUUAUCAAAAAUAGGAUCACUGAGUUCAGUAGCUGAUAAAAGCUUAACACUCAGUAAUCCCAGAUUAGUUAUAUCAACCCUGCCAAAUGAUUUGAGGGCAACAUUGAGUGAGAGAGCUAAAUUGAAGCGCAAAACCGAUGAGGGAACGGAAAUGAGCGCUGAUGAGAGGAAUUGUAAUUCACUCAGCUCAUCAAUCUCUUCCCUUCGUGGAGCAUUACCCACCACUAGGCCAAGUUCGUCUGUUCUAGAAUCUCAACAAAGUGUUGUAUUGAAAACUGACUUGAGUAGCGUUAGGGAUAAUAAUAUUAACGAGCCAAUAAUCACUGGCAAUUCAACAUUAAGAUUGCACAAGACCCACACGUUGAAUGGAAAAGCCAAUAUACCAUUAAGUCUAAAUAAUCCACUGUUGAAUUUAUUGAGACAGAGCUCUGGUUUUGAUGACUCUGGUCUCAAUAUCGUGACGUAUACAAAUGUAAAUAACGAUUCAACUAGAGUCAAUUAAUCCAGAAUAACUCGAUAAUGUGCCUUUUUUUCAUUAUCAUUUACGAGUCUACUGUCACUUUGCCACAUUUUAUUUAUGUAAAAUUCUAGGGUAAGCAGUUUUCAUCCUUAUAACUCCCACUGUAUUUAUUAAAUGAGGCUGGAUUUAUAUUUAGUUUGUUAAUUUUUAAGAGCAAACGUAUUUAUUUUCAUCGUAAAUUGUAUAAAUUUGUUAAGUUUUAUAUGUAAAAAACAAAUCAAGACACAAAUUUGAUAUUAUGAGAGUUGUACUAUAGAUAGGUUUUUACUAAGCCAAUAUUCAAAUUUGGGAUCAAAAAUAGAUUAAGAUUUUUAUAAUGAUGUAUAUAAUUUCAGAAAAAUUAUGUAAAUUUAUUGUAGCCUUCAUUUUUUCUAAAUGACGAAGUAUUUUAUCUAUCUUCAAAUUGUUAUUUUACAGUGAAUGUAGAUUAACGUCUUCCUAAUGCGCUCAGUUUUGUAAUGGUCAUGACUUACUGUAAUGUACAUAGAAAAUAAUUGUUGACCAAAGAAUAAACAUUUGUCAGUUAAUCA
This is a messenger RNA of Diachasmimorpha longicaudata, 8999 nucleotides long. It is a transcript of the gene sev, whose product is annotated as proto-oncogene tyrosine-protein kinase ROS. Gene Ontology annotation, cellular component: signaling receptor complex; plasma membrane. Bases 751 to 8451 code for a protein of 2566 amino acids. Gene Ontology annotation, molecular function: ATP binding; protein binding; transmembrane receptor protein tyrosine kinase activity. NCBI's taxonomy places the organism in Eukaryota, Metazoa, Arthropoda, Insecta, Hymenoptera, Braconidae. Gene Ontology annotation, biological process: protein phosphorylation; positive regulation of kinase activity; regulation of TOR signaling. The transcript is spliced from 10 exons. The record is from RefSeq and is a predicted model, not a curated record.